This is a messenger RNA of Fonsecaea erecta, 216 nucleotides long. RefSeq lists its product as hypothetical. The transcript has 3 exons. Lineage: Eukaryota; Fungi; Ascomycota; Eurotiomycetes; Chaetothyriales; Herpotrichiellaceae. The record is from RefSeq and is a predicted model, not a curated record. The coding region runs from base 1 to 216 and encodes 71 amino acids.
AUGGACGCCGAAAACCAGCAACAGAAAGUCCAGGCUCCUGAAGCCCAGGCCGGCGCUGACAGUGCCAUCUCUCAGCAACCCGCUGCUCGUGAAUCCAUGGAUGCCAGCGGUGCCAGCAACAAAGUUGGUCUUCGAGGCGGUGGUGAGGGAGAGGACAUUUGCUGUGGCCUGUGCGCCGGGUUUUUGUGCUUCGAAUGCUGCAAGGACUGCUGCUAG